UCAUUGUUAUGAUUAUUGGUAUUGUUGAAGCAACUGUCGUUCCGUUUUUGACGUUUCCGGAUUUUUUCCUUCUUGGUUUUCUGGAGUGAAAACGAAUUAACUGUUGGAAAAAUUAACUAGUGCAUUUUGAAGAUGAAUAGACUGUUUGGACGUGCUAAACCCAAGGAACCUGGUCCAAGCCUCACCGAUGUCAUCGCUGGGGUCGAUGGACGCGCUGACACAGCUGAGAAAAAGGUACAACGUCUCGAUGCAGAGUUGAAAAAGUACAAAGAUCAGCUAGCAAAAAUGCGAGAUGGUCCAGCCAAAAAUGCAGUCAAGGCAAAAGCCAUGAGAGUCCUGAAACAACGUAAAAUGUAUGAGGGGCAGGUGGAGAGCCUGAGACAGCAAGCCUUCAACAUGGAACAAGCCAACUAUGCCACUCAGACCCUCAAGGAUACGCAGAUCACCGUGGCUGCGAUGAAGGAUGGUGUCAAGCAGAUGCAGAAAGAGUUCAAGAACAUCAACAUUGAUCAUAUCGAUGACAUGCAGGAUGACCUGGCGGAUAUGCUAGAUCAGGCUGAUGAGGUGCAAGAGGCAUUGGGGAGAAGCUAUGGGAUGCCAGAAAUUGAUGAUGAUGAGCUUGAAGCAGAACUUGAUGCACUUGGGGAUGAUUUGGCUCUUGAUACAGAUACUUCGUACCUUGAUGAUGCUAUCACUGCACCUAAUGCUCCUGAUAAGGAACCCGGGGCGAGUUCGGUCAGAAACAAGGAUGGAGUUUUGGUGGAUGAAUUCGGCUUGCCACAGAUUCCAGCCACUUAAUGAACUUAAACGAAUACUAAAUACAGCCAUGAUUAUUUAGCUUUACGAAGAAAUCCCUACGGAGUCCGCAAUCAAAACGCUUUAAUAUAUGAUACAAAAAUGUAAAGUAAAUUUUUUUAUGACACCUGAACUUUGCGCUGAGGCAAAAGACCCGAGGGAACUAUGUGCUUUACACGAGCAUCAGUUUAUUCUUACAAUUAUUUUUUAAUGUUAUGAACAUGUAUUAUUGAAAAUGGAGGGAAAUAAACUACUAACAAAAAUCACA
Messenger RNA from Diachasmimorpha longicaudata, 1063 nucleotides. It is a transcript of the gene Vps60, whose product is annotated as charged multivesicular body protein 5. Gene Ontology annotation, cellular component: multivesicular body. Gene Ontology annotation, biological process: late endosome to vacuole transport via multivesicular body sorting pathway; vesicle budding from membrane. The coding region runs from base 133 to 798 and encodes 221 amino acids. Lineage: Eukaryota; Metazoa; Arthropoda; Insecta; Hymenoptera; Braconidae. The record is from RefSeq and is a predicted model, not a curated record. The transcript is spliced from 3 exons.